AGCUCGCCCUGCUUCACUUGCACCACUCAAGCUGAGCUCGGUUCGGUUGUAGCCUGUAGCUUAGCUAGGUCCCCGCGCGCGCCAUGGCGAAGAACCACCACCGCAUUGUGGCGCUCCUGCUCUUCGCGGCCACGCUGCUGGUCGCGCAGCUCGCGCCGGCCGUGGCCUGCCCGUCCUGCCCGGCGCCUAAGCCGCCGCCGCCCCCGCCCCCGACGCCCGUGCCGUGCCCGCCGCCGCCGUCGUCCGCGCCGCCGUCCACGCCGAAGGGCAAGUGCCCCCUGAACACGCUCAAGCUGCUGGCGUGCGUGGACGCGCUCAACGGGCUGGUGCACGCCGUGGUCGGCGCCAAGGCCAGCGAGAAGUGCUGCCCGCUGCUGCAAGGCGUGGCCGACCUCGACGCCGCGCUCUGCCUCUGCACCACCAUCAAGGCCAAGGCGCUCAGCAUCAACCUCGUGCUCCCCAUCGCCAUCGAAGUGCUCGUCAACGAGUGCCACAAGAACGUGCCCGCCAGCUUCCAGUGCCCGUAAUCAAACUCAACUCAGCUUCCAUGCAUGCUGGGUUAAGGUUAUAUGGUAUUUGAUUGAUGAUAAACCAGUCAAGCAUUUACAUGCAUAUAUAAUUUGUUUUUAUAAUUGUGUAUCAAUAUUGUAACAUGAACCAGUGUGAGAGUUGUGGCCUUGGGGCUUGUAGUGACUAAAAAGAUUUAUAUAUGAAUAAAGCGUGUGUGUCAUAUAUAUACGAAGUUUACGGUGUAAAGUUCACGAAAAUUUGUUACAGUAAUAUUUUUUGUACUGAGCCAAA
Molecule: messenger RNA, 801 nt
Organism: Panicum virgatum (switchgrass)
Lineage: Eukaryota; Viridiplantae; Streptophyta; Magnoliopsida; Poales; Poaceae
Product: 36.4 kDa proline-rich protein-like
Exons: 1
Coding region: 84-527 (147 amino acids)
Source: RefSeq, a predicted model, not a curated record